AUGGGUCAAGGAUACUCGAUUAACGUCUCUGCUGGCUCUGCCGGUAUCGAUGUUCCUGAACUCGCUGAUCUCGAUGUUGAACGAAGUCUUGGUGCUGUGCGAUUCAUGAAGACGAUUCGGGCAAGACACAAGGAUGGACUCGUCAUUGCCAAAGUCUUCAUAAAGCCUUAUCCCAAUCUAAAGCUCGAAGACUACUCGAAGAAGUUGUUUAUGCAGAGGAGAGAGCUGACGGAUGUACCGAACGCUCUGCCGUAUCACAGAGUUAUCGAGACCGCAACAAAUGGCUACCUCGUCCGGCAAUACAUCCACAGCUCCCUCUAUGACAGGAUCAGCACUAACCCAUCACUCGAGGACAUCGAAAGGAAAUGGAUUGCAUAUCAACUUCUUUGUGCCGUCAAGGAGUCUCAUGCAAAGAACAUCUGCCAUGGAGACAUCAAGGCUGAGAACAUGCUUGUAACGACCUGGAACUGGCUGUACCUGACCGACUUUUCCACUGCUUUCAAGCCGGGACGACUACCCGAAAACAAUCCAGCUACGUUUUCUAUCUUUUUCGACACCACAGGCCGCCGUAUCUGUUAUGUUGCGCCAGAGCGGUUCUUUGAGAGGAAGUCUAGGAAGCAAUGGCACGAGGUCAAUUGGCCUAUGGACAUAUUCAGUGUUGGAUGUGUCAUAGCUGAACUUUUCACCGAAAAGCCUACCUUCACGCUCAGUCAAUUGUUCAAGUAUCGCAGAGGGGAGUAUGACCCAACACAUACUACUUUGAACAACAUCAAGGAUGAGAACAUUCGAGAAAUGGUAGCCCACAUGAUUCAGCUUGAUCCUUCGAAACGCUACAGUGCCGAAGACUACCUACAAUUCUGGCGAGGAAAAUGCUUCCCAGACUACUUCUACACCUUCUUGCACCAGUACAUGCAUCUGAUAACAGAUCCGACUUCAGGAAGAAAGCCAGUGGUUGUAGGAGCAAAGAACACGGGAGGCUCGGAUGAUCGCAUUGAGCGUAUCAAUACCGACUUUGAUAAGAUCUCGUAUUUCCUCGGAUUCUCUGAGGUUGAAAAUCUCCCACAGUCGACUCGGGCACCAAUCACAUCAGGUCUAGAUUUGUUCCCACUCCAGGUCGAUCUACCAAACAACAGGCAUGAUGCAGCAGACCGAGCUGGAAGUGUCCAAGACAAUGGCGCUCUUCUUUUUCUCAAUGUGGUCAUCUCUGCCUUGCGCACUACUGCUCGAGCGAGCUCCAAGAUUAGAGGCUGUGAACUGCUUCUCGCACUGGGCGAAAGAUUGACUGAUGAAGCGAAGCUGGAUCGUGUCUUGCCUUUCGCUAUUGCUCUUCUUGAGGACGAGUCGGAGAAUGUGCGAAUGGCGGCCUUGCGGACCAUCACGCAGCUUCUCACGAUUGUCACUGUGUUGUCACCCAUGAACGUCUUCAUCUUCCCAAACUAUCUGCUGCCACGUCUACAGAAGUUUGUCGCAAGUCCCAUGUUUCGCAAGUCGGGACCCCUGAGAGCGACAUAUGCAACCUGUCUUGCGAAUCUGGCCACUACUGCUGCUAGAUUUUUGGAUAUGAUGCAAGCAUUGCGUGCAGAUGGAUCCUUGCCGUCGACCGACCCGGAAGCCGAAGAUGAUAUCACUUCAUAUGCCGCCUACCAGAACACCUACGACACCACUCGAGAAGAUUUGAUCCAACAUUUUGAAGCACAGACUAAAUUGUUCCUGCAAGACGACGAUCCUUCAGUGAAGAGAGCUUUUUUAGGAUCCGUGACCAGCCUGUGCGUCUUCUUUGGUGAGAGCAUUGCCAGCGAUUUGAUCCUCACGCAUCUGAACACAUACCUGAACGAAGAAGACUGGACACUGAAGUGUGCCUUCUUUGAGACGAUAGUAGGUGUCGCUGCCUUCAUUGGCGGACCUAGCUUGGAAGACUUCAUUCUUCCGCUCAUGGUUCAGGCGUUGACUGAUCCGGAAGAGACUGUCACCGAGCAAGUGAUCAGAUCGCUAUCAAGCAUGGCACAUCUUGGACUGUUUCAACGAUGGACAACAGUGGAGUUGGUCCUCAUUGUUUCACGAUUCACGCUACAUCCAAAUGUAUGGAUUCGUGAAGCAGCUGUGCAGUUUAUUGAGGCUUCCUCAACUCACCUAUCCGAUGCGGAUGUCUGGAGUAUGGUCAUGCCGCUACUCAAGCCUGUCUUGAAAUUGCAGUCAGCCGGCCUUUCCGAGUUCGAACUUCUUGAUGCUCUCCAAAAGCCAUUUCCUCGACCAGCCUAUGAUUUAGCGAAGAAUUGGGCAGAGAAGGCAGACAAGAGCGUCUUCUGGAAACACGCACAGCAAGUAAAGAGCUUCUCUUUUGAAGCAGGCAGUAACAAAGCUCUGACCGACUUCUAUCGUGACAGCGAUUCUCGAGUGUUGAGCAAAGCGAUGAAGAAUGAUGAUGACGAACAAUGGCUCUCAAAACUUCGUGUGGCUGGCAUGCGCACUGAAGACGAGCCCAAACUCCUUGCGCUAAGGGAUUAUAUCUGGCGCACAACUAUGCGUUCUGACAAAGAGACCAGCAAUCAAAGUGAUCAACGACUCAACCACAUAGUUUCGCUCAGCGCGAUACAAGUACCGCUUCAGAAUGUCUUCUUCGAGGCGGACACAGCGUCGUAUCAGCCAUAUCAGCCUCAGCCUGAUCUGGCACAACCAAGUGUGAAGACUUCACUCGAGGAAGCGCUACGCGAUGCUGCCACACCCGAAGACCGCGAUGCCAAGAAUCUGUUCAACCCAGCGAGGGGUAAGCCAUAUCCGUCCUCGGCGCAGCAGACGUCUGCCCCAACUGGGACCUCAGAUGUGACCCGUGCCCAAGCCACACCGAUCAAGGCCUCGGCUCCCAAUCAUCGGAAGCAGAUGGCAAACAUUGAUGCUCCUACAUAUCUUUCGAGCUCUCCCGCAUCCACUGUGUCCGCAAGGAGUGGGCACAAUCAUAUGCUUCACUCAAAGUCUAGCGCGAUGAACCUUAUGAAACGCACUGAACAGACAAAGGCGUACGCAGAGACAGGGACCGAGUCAAUCAACGCUGUCGGCAAACUUGAUGUUCCUGCAAACCAAGCUUCUAUUACACCAUCGCCCUCUGGUCAAGUCACACCACGACCGUCGCGGCCGAAGAUCUCCGCGACUCACUCCUACCAUGGCGGUGAUCCGACUGUCCUCAAGCUGCUUGACUCAGUUUACACUAGCAAUCAUCCAGGCAGUGAUCGUGAGUUUGGGCCGAGAGUCUCUACACGUCCUCGUGCUCGUAUGGCUACAAAGAACGCUCUCAACCAACAGGCACAAGGUUACUGGAAACCAGAGGGGCAACUGACUGCUGUCCUUGAAGAGCACGAAGCACAAGUCAAUUGCAUCGCAGUCUCCCCAGACCAGGUCUUCUUCCUUACUGGAUCUGAUGAUGGCUCAGUGCGAGUCUGGGACACUAGUCGGUUUGAACGCAACAUGGCGUAUAGGUCGCGUCAAGCUCAUAGACAUGCUUCUGGAGCACGUAUCACCAGUCUCUGCUUCGUAGAGUCUACACAUAGUUUAAUUUCAACUGCUUCCGAUGGCAGUGUUGACAUUGUCAGGGUGGACGUGACUGAGACCAAUGGCUCUCUGCGUUAUGGCAAGCUCCAGGUGCUGCGUAGUUGGAUGAUACCCACCAAGCCUGGACAAAAGGAGUAUGCAAUUGGCGUUGAGCACGCAAAGACUGAUGGCCAGUCCGUCUGUGUGCUCGUCACGAAUCUCUCUCGCAUUCUGUUCAUCGAUGUCUACACCAUGGAGGUGACAUAUGAGCUGCUCAACCCGAUACAACAUGGCACGCCGACCACUUUCUGCAUCUCCAGAAAAUGGCAGUGGCUUCUGAUCGGUACCUCUCACGGCGUUCUCGACAUCUGGGAUCUUCGCUUCCGCCUCAGGUUACGUGGUUGGACAGUACCGCGACCAUCACCAAUAACUCGCCUCACUCUACAUCCAAGCAGGAAGGAUAGUAAGCGAGUCAAAAUCUGCGUCGCUGGUCUCACGUCUCCAGGUCACGUGUCAGUCUGGGACCUCGAAAAAUUAGUUUGCAUCGAAGUGUACAACGUCGAUCAGACCGAUGGCAUUGGCGGGCUAAAAGCAAGAGACUUUGAACUUCUCAACGUUGACGAAGACAAGUCUGGCAUCAUACCAUCUCGCAUCCUUGGGUCUCUAGCAACAGACCCGCAUCUCAGCGCUCGCCCUUCUGAUAAUGGUAAGGACAGAUCAGGAAGAGGAUCGGGUGGAGGUGCUGGUAUUGUCAAAGCAUUCGUCAUGUCAAUGCACACGUCACCUGACACUUCAGAGCCAAGACAUCCCUUCCUUGUCACCACUGGCCCUGAUUGGAAGAUUCGCUUCUGGGACACUGAUCGUAUUGCCUCAUCCAUGAUUGUGAACGACAAAGAUGACAACGCCACAUAUACGGCUACGAAAUUCGGCAAUGACAUAUCUGCCUACACAGAGCAAAGUCUCAGCGACAGUGUCUCUGAGAAAGAAAGACUUUCAUCCAGCCCAGCUUCUGGACGCACAGGCACAAUGUCACCCGUAUCAAACGACGCAGACAGUGAAAGAGGCAGUGCAAAGAAGAAAAAGGAGAACAGAGAAGGCAAGGUUGCGAGAUAUGAAGUCAUUCGUAAGUCAGCAAAUCAGUUGCUCAAGGGUCACAAGGAUACCGUUACUGCUGUUGCAUUACUGGAAUAUCCUUUCGGCAUGAUCAUUUCUGCCGACCGCUCUGGUGCUGUCUAUAUCUUUAGAUAG
Aureobasidium subglaciale EXF-2481 is the source of this 4770-nucleotide messenger RNA. RefSeq lists its product as uncharacterized. The record is from RefSeq and is a predicted model, not a curated record. Gene Ontology annotation, biological process: protein phosphorylation; macroautophagy; late endosome to vacuole transport. Gene Ontology annotation, cellular component: nucleus-vacuole junction; phosphatidylinositol 3-kinase complex, class III, type II; phosphatidylinositol 3-kinase complex, class III, type I. Bases 1 to 4770 code for a protein of 1589 amino acids. The transcript is spliced from 2 exons. Lineage: Eukaryota; Fungi; Ascomycota; Dothideomycetes; Dothideales; Saccotheciaceae. Gene Ontology annotation, molecular function: protein binding; ATP binding; protein serine/threonine kinase activity.